This is a messenger RNA of Panicum hallii, 1768 nucleotides long. RefSeq lists its product as uncharacterized. Lineage: Eukaryota; Viridiplantae; Streptophyta; Magnoliopsida; Poales; Poaceae. The record is from RefSeq and is a predicted model, not a curated record. The transcript is spliced from 3 exons. Bases 121 to 1677 code for a protein of 518 amino acids.
CCUCAUCCUCCCCCACUCCCUCGCUGGCUUCCGCCGUCCGCCGUCCGCCGUCCCGGCGUCCUCUCGCCCCGGGCGCCCGCUCGCGCAGCACCGGCCCCGCCGCUCGGCGGAUCGCACGACAUGGCGCCGUCGCCGGUCGUGGCGGAGGGCGAAGCGGCGCUGCGCGUCGAGGUUUCCCCCAAGAACGCUGCUUUCGGGGAGGGGAGCACGGUGCGGCUCCCGGUGAGGCUCCGCGUCAUGCACCCCCACGUGGCGGAGUUCCUACGGAGCCCGCGCCGCCUCGCGCGGCAAGCGAAGAAGCCGGCGCCGGGGCAGGAGGCGGUGGCCGAGCGCCCGCGGUACGGGUGCGCGUUCGAGGACGAUGAGGACGGGGCGCGCGGGGCCGGCAUCGCGGCGCCCGGCCGCCUGGUGUGGGGCAAGGUGCGGCAGCACCCAUGGUGGCCCGGCCAGGUGUUCGACGCGGCGGACGCGUCGGCGCUCGCGCUGGCGCACCGCAGGCCGCGCCGCGCCGUCCUCGUCGCCUACUUCUGGGACAAGACCUUCGCGUGGAACGAGAAGGCCACGCUCCGCCCGUUCCGCGCCGGGUUCGCGCGCCUCUCCUCCCAGAAAGGGAUGAUCCCGUUCGCCGCCGCCGUGGACACCGCGCUGGAUGAGGUUGCGCGCCGUGUGGAGGCCGGCCUCUCGUGCUGCUGCGGCGCCGGGGGCGGCAAGGACGAGGACGCCGCUAACAGGCAGGUGAUCGACAACGCUGGCGUCCGUGAGGGCGCGUACGGGGCGGCGGUGGACGCGGCCUUCGCGCGGGGCGCGCUCAGCGGCGAGGCGUUCGUCGGGUACAUCUCCGCGCUGGCCACCGCGCCGCUGGCCGGGGCCGACAGGGUCGACCUCACCAUCGCCACGGCGCAGCUCAAGGCGUUCGACCGUUGGAGGGGCUCGACGAGGGGCCUCCCCGAGUACUCGGUCGUCCACGGCAUCGAUGGUGCUGCCCCUGGGAGAGCUAAGAGGGGAAGAUCGCCAACGGGAGGAGGCUAUGGUGGUGGUUCUGGCAAACGGAGGAUGUCAAGGAGCAGCGCCAAAGGUAAUGCAGCCCGUGAUGGUGGAGACUAUGAAGCCCUGGAAUUGGAGGAUUUCCCACAGCCCACGCCUCACCAGAUGUCUACAAAGAUUGGGAAGCUCAGGAACCGUGCGGCGCAGCAGAUGUCGCUCUCACCGAUGAUCCUCAGGGUCAGGGCCAAUGGUAAUGCUCCGCCUCCGGCAAUGCCAAACAUGGCAAGGUGUGCAAGAGUUGCAGAUGAGCUUCCUCCAAUGAACAAUGGUGACCCCUCUGAUGGUGCAUUGCUGGUGAGUGAUAGGCGGCCUGCUGCAGAAAUGGAGCAUCACGCGCAGGUUGGGCUAGUGCUGAACUUCAGCAGUGCAAGCGCUGUGCCUUCGACAAGUCACCUGAUCAUGAUCUUCAGCCGGUUCGGGCCUGUCGAGGAAGUCAGGGCAGAGAACUCGACUGCUCUGGUGAUCUUCAAGAAGGGUGAGUAUGCUGAUGAGGCGUUCUCAGACACCGCCAAGAUCAGAUCCAUCAGCGCGUCCCUCAUCAGCUUUCGCCUCACCUAUUCGCUUCCAGCUGCACCAUUUGAUCCUGUACAAAGCAUGUUGCUGGAUCCCCCGCCUGUUGAAGCUCUUCAGUAGCUAUUUACUCAGUUGAUGGAUGCGAGGAGUCGAAGAGGCCGUGAAGAGGUUGCUCAUUCAUCCAUACAUCAAGGUUUUUUGGAGUUGCUAG